This is a messenger RNA of Trichosurus vulpecula (common brushtail), 4684 nucleotides long. RefSeq names its product F-box protein 21 (gene FBXO21). The transcript is spliced from 12 exons. Gene Ontology annotation, molecular function: protein binding; DNA binding. The coding region runs from base 1 to 1887 and encodes 628 amino acids. NCBI's taxonomy places the organism in Eukaryota, Metazoa, Chordata, Mammalia, Diprotodontia, Phalangeridae. The record is from RefSeq and is a predicted model, not a curated record.
AUGGCGGCGGCUGAGGGGAAGGCGGCGGCGGGGAGCGCCUCGGCCCCUGCCCUGGAGCCCGCCUCGCCCCCCGGCGCCGGGGACGGCCCGGCGGUGGCGGCCGCGGGGGCCCUGGGUCUCACGGACCUGCCCGGGGAGCUGCUGGAGCUGAUCCUGUGCUGCCGCUCGCUGGGCGCCGCCGACCUGGGCCACGUCGCCUGCACCUGCCGGCGGCUGCGCGAGCUGUGCCAGGGCGGGGGCAACGUGUGGCGGCGGCAGUUCCGAGAGAGGUGGCCCUCCCUCCUGAAGUACUACAGUCACACCGAGGGUGUGAACUGGCUGGAGGAGUACAAAGCUCGCCAGAGUGCGGGCUUGGAAGCCCGAAGGAUGGUCGCCUCCUUCUCUAAGCGGUUCUUUUCAGAGCAUGUCCCUUGUAAUGGCUUCAGUGACAUUGAGGACCUUGGGUGCCCAGGACACUUUUUUGAGGAUGAACUGAUGUCCAUCCUUAAUAUGGAAGGAAGGAAAGCUCUGACCUGGAAGUACUAUGCCAAGAAGAUUCUUUAUUUCCUACGCCAGCAAAAGAUCCUGAAGAAUCUGAAGGCGUUCCUUCAGCGGCCUGAGGACCACGAAUCAUUUCUAGAAGGUGCUGUAUUAAUUGACCAGUAUUGCAACCCUCUUGCUGAUAUCUGCCUAAAAGAUAUCCAGUCCCAAGUCGAGAGCAUUACAGACCAAGUUCGCAAAGUCCUUCGUGGGAAGAACUGUCGCCACCCCAGCUUGGCCUUCAAGGCAGGUGGGGCCAUGAUAACUGAAGGUGAGCUCCAGAGCCAGGUCCUCGAGGCCAUCAACUGUGUCCUUUAUGAUCAGCUCAAAUACAGAGGGAACCGAAUGGAUUACUACAAUGCCCUGAACCUGUAUAUCCAUCAGGUUUUGGGCCGAAGAACAGGAAUUCCAAUUAGUCUCUCGGUGCUCUAUCUAACCAUCGCCAGACAGCUAGGAGUCCGACUGGAACCGGUCAAUUUCCCUAGUCACUUCUUGCUAAGAUGGUGUCAAGGUAUUGAAGGGAGCCAAGAUAUUUUUGACUACAUCUACAUCGAUGCCUUUGGGAGAGGAAAGCAGCUGACGGUGAAAGAAUGUGAAUAUCUGAUUGGCCACCACGUGACCGAGGAGUUCUACGGGGUUGUUAGCUCUAAGAAGGUAUUGCAGCGAAUGGUGGGAAACCUCUUAAGCCUGGGAAAGCGGGAAAGCACGGAUCAGUCUUACCAGCUCUUAAGGGACUCCUUGGAUCUGUAUCUGGCCAUGUAUCCAGACCAUGUACAGCAUCUCUUGCUCCAGGCCAGGCUCUACUUCCAUUUGGGAAUUUGGCCAGAAAAGGUGCUAGACAUCCUGCAGCACAUCCAGACCUUGGACCCCUCCCAGCACGGGGCAGUUGGCUACUUGGUACAGCACACCUUGGAGCACAUUGAGCGAAAGAAGGAGGAGAUUGGGCUGGAGGUGAAGCAUCGUUCUGAAGAGAAGCACCGUGACGUUUGCUACUCCAUCGGGCUCAUCAUGAAACAUAAGAGGUACGGCUAUAACUGUGUGAUCUAUGGCUGGGACCCAACCUGCAUGAUGGGGCACGAGUGGAUCAGAAACAUGAAUGUCCACAGCCUGCCUCAUGGCCACCAUCAGCCCUUCUAUAACGUCCUAGUGGAAGAUGGGUCUUGUAGGUAUGCAGCCCAAGAAAAUCUGGAAUAUAACAUGGAGCCUCAAGAAAUCUCUCACCCUGAUGUUGGUCGCUAUUUUUCAGAGUUUACUGGAACUCAUUAUGUAGCCAACACAGAGCUGGAAAUCCGGUACCCAGAGGAUUCGGAGUUUGUAUGUGAAACAGUGCAGAGUAUUUACAGUCCCAAGAAAGAGGACAAGGAGUGAGGGUGGACAGUGGACGGUGGCUGAGCGCAUGCGCCUCUGCCGCAGCGGCUGCUCUCUCCUCCGAGGACUGGCUUCUGGGAGCACAUUGGUGCUUGGGCUCCUUCUCCAACCAGGAAUUGCACUUCUUAACCAAUGAUCUUGGCUACCUUCUAAGUUAAAUAGUCCUACUGCGUGCUAGCUCUCCGAGACGAAGAUGACGUCCCUGCCUCCAACACAAGCGUGAUCAUUUGGAAGGCAGGAUGGUCGGUCGGUGACGUGGCUUGUCCUGGGGAGACGAUUUCUUAGAAAUUAUUGUUCUCAAGGUCUUAUGGUCAGCACUACAUUUAGGCUCCUAACCGUUUUUUUAAAUCUUGUGCUUAAUGUAGUUUGUGUCUAUGAGGAUUUAAUUUUUUGAACAAGAAGGGGUUCUAUGUGUUUAUAAGAAUUUUCUAAAUCUAAUUUCCCUUGGAGUUGGUGCAAUUGUAAGUCAAAUUUGUCUUAUUUAUCCACAAGUUUAAUUAAACAUUUGGAAGUUAUCUUGUAAGUGAUCCCAGGAAUGUGGCUGGAAAGUACUUGGGUCUCUCUUUCCAGAGACCUCAGUGAGUUUAGCAGCCGUCUGAACUUUCUUCCUGAUCUGUGAAACACAGGCAAUGGGAAGUGUCUUCUCCAGCUCAUGAGGAGUUGUGCCCAUUUUCCUGCUCUCAGUUCCUUCUCCUAGCUCGUGGGUUCCUGUCCUUACCCCUACAGCAGUUGCUGUAGUCCAUUCCUAUCACAGUAAGCUAUUUCAAGAACAUUCAUGAGAGAAAUCUGCUCUGAGUUUUUCUAUAUGAACUCAAUACUGUUGCCUUUAAACUGUUUAAAUUCGGUAAAUGAGACUGCUCUUCCCCCAGGAAGUGAUCGUUGCCAAGGGCUCAGUUCAGUAAUCGCUCACUUUCCCCAGCAUGGACGAGUGUCCGUCUGCUGCUUAAAGACCAGUUGGGUUCCUUCUCAUGACACCUAACCCCCCAAGACCUAAAAAAGGCAGUUGCUGACCUGUCUCACUUUUGACCAGAACAGCCUGCCAGAGAAGGAAAAGGAAAUGAGCUGUCUCAUACCCCUUAGUAAGUACCUAGGGCCAGAAAAGCGUCGGGACAAGCAAACUAUAAUUAAGUGGCUUGGGGAAAGUCUGGAAUAGUAAACCAGUAGUCUGCUGUUGUCUUCUUCAAGAUUUACUUAGCUUUGGAAUGUGGAGGCGCCAAACAUUUACACAGCUUUGUCACUUAUUUGAUAGACCCCUGUGCUUUGAAAAGCUUGGCAACCCUCAGAUGAGUUAAUGCCAUCUUUAAGGGGAGUGGGUGCUGCUGCUGGAGUCAGCGUCUAAUCCUUGUGCCUGUAAGCUUAAGGCAUUACAAUUUCCGUAGUGAAAAUAAGGCUCUGGGGGAGGGGGAGGUGCGCUGCCCACUCCUCCACAUUCUGGCUGUUGACUUGCAUGCACUAUUUCUCAGUGUGUUGAUGAAUAUUUUAUGUUUACACAGUAAAACCCUGGGGACCACAGCAGCCCUGGGGAAGGCCACCGGAGACCACAAGAUACUAAAUGAAGGCCACGUAGCAUUAGACAACCUCACGGAGACCAUGGCCACGCAGCUCCCACCAGCUCCAAAGGGGGCUCUGGCCACUCUCCAUAUCCCUCUUGUGUCCAGACUAAAGGCAGGUCACUUGGACUGGAGUUUGAAAGUGUGAAAGUCAAUAAUCUUCCAGGGAGACUCUUUUGAAAAGCCUGUCCUGCUUAAGAGGGAGCACUUGACAAUGACAUCUUAUAGAAGUAAAGAUCAGAAUAUGGUUGCUUUUGACUUUGCUGAGACAAUUGUAAAUAUGUAUUUAGACUGUUUUUAAAUGUGCUCCUUAAGUGACCCUUCAUUUGGUUCCAGGAAGUUGUCCUUUGGGCACUUUAUAUUUUUCUAAAAGUCUGUUUUGGACCCAAUAUGCCAAUAAAUCGUAAGUUUUCUCUUUAAAAGUUGCCAAAACCUUUGUCCACUUUAAAGCAGCCUGUUACAUUAAUCUGUAAAUAGAACCUUUACAGUGUUAACAAAUGUUAAAUGUUUAGGCAUAUUUUCAUCCCUUUUCCCCAAGUGAAUACAAACAUUUGAAUUUUGAGAUGUAAUUAACAAAUGGCUAAUUUCAUCCAGACUGUCAACAAAGGUGACCUACCAAAUUUCACAUGCCUACAACCUAGAAGUGACAUGAGUAAAAUACCUCACCUUUUCUGGCCUAAAAAUGGCCCCCAAAAAUGUAUUCUGUACUAAACUCUGUAUAACACUGGAGACAAGUGGGGUAACUUUGCAUGUCUGAUUUCACUGAAGGAUUAAUAUUUACAAGCCUGUGACUAAUCAUUCGGAAUAAAUGUUUGUAAUGCAAAAUUUUACAGCUUUUUAAUUAUCACAUCGGGUGGGUGGAUGUCAUAAAAUAAGUGGUAGAAAGAGUAAGGCUUUGGUGUUCAGGCACAUUUAACUCAUUGCAGUAACUUGGUCAGUGACUCUUGUGUUCCAGACAAGCUCCCAGGCAGCCGCCCUUAAGGCAGCAAGACUUGGAUGGGAGAAAGUCAAUCUUGUUGUUCUGAUCAGCGUGUAAGUUGUAAUUCGGUUUAAUUCUGUCUCCCUUGCCUGUGUGAUUGGUUCUUUCUCUCGGGUCUUCAAAGACAGAGGCAUUUUAUUUAGAAAGUACUGUCUAUCAAUCAUUGUUACAUUUUUCAAUGUCUCCAUAAAUCUGUGUGCUUGCAGGGACAGGCACUUCCAAUUCUGGAUUGUCUCACUUUCACAGUAUUAAUAAAAUUGUGUCAGCA